CGCUUUUGCCCUAUCAGGUAUGAAGAACCCUAGUUCCAUGUGUUAGGGAUCCUGAUUGUAAUGACUUGGGAUUGUUAUACUGUUUGAUUUUAAUCGAUUGAUGCAUGAUUCAUUGAGUCAAUUGAAGUCUGAUCAUCUUUUCUUGAUUUCUGCUGCAACCUGAGAUAGAUAGAAUCUAAUUAGGUUGUUAGAGCUUCAUCAAUCGGUAGUGGUAGAUUGGUUAUACGAGAGUUAAUCAAUUUACUGUUUUGUACUGGAACCCAAUUCCAGUAGUGGAGUUCUGUGCUUAUAGCCUCAACAGUCUAUCCCGGUGAAGGUUAGUCGCCUGCCGGUUAGCCUGCCUGAGAGGGCUUGGUCAGCUUAAGAGAUUCCAAGCUACUGUCGGAUCUUCCGCAGUUUAAUCAACAGUUAAUCAACCCAGGGUAAUUACAACCUCGACCUAACUAAGGAGCUAGGGGGAUUCAUUCCCGAGUGACUCUUCCCUUGCUUUAGAAAAAAGAAACAUUUCCUGCAUUCUUACUGCUUUUGCUUAAAAUCACAAUCACUCGACUUAGUUUGCUAGAUAAUAGAUAUCACGGAGUAGGCAGUAGAUCUAGACCUCGGGUUGAAAAAUAGAACUUGCCACUAGUCUGCAUUUUCGGACUGCUAUUACACUUGGUCGCAGUUUGGUGUUGUGUUUUAGCGUGUCAAGUUUUUGGCGCCGUUGCCGGGGACCUCUAGGUUAUUGUGGAAACGUGAAAGUCUGUUACUUUAGCAUUUACUUUUAUGCAUCCUCUCUUUUCCGCCCUUGCUUUUCACUUGGGUAUUUUGUUUUUGUUGGUGCAGAUCUGAUACAUGGAUUCUCAAGGCUUCUCCAACCGUUGGGGGUAUCCACCACCACCUGAGUGGUAUUACCCCGAGACUUCCUGGAGCAACCAAGGAGGAAAAGACUAUGGAGUCUGGUGUCAGUACCAACCCCCCUACUAUGAAGAACAAUCAAAACCUUGGGUAUUUCAAGAACAAUCUCAUUAUCAAGAAGAAUUCCUCCCACAACUAGAAGGGCCAUCAGAUCUUGAUUUAGCCACAGCCCUCACGGGCCAUCCGGCAGAGCCAUGCUACACUCCACAACCAGAUCCAAACUAUCACUUGAGGCUUCUCAUGGAGCAGAUUGCUCGAGUACCUGAGAAAUCCUUUUUCGAGAUGGAUCCUCAUAUCCAGGCAAUUGCCCAAACUGACUUCUCCUUUCCCCGUGAAACAGAGGAGACCCUUCGGAGCAUCAAGAAGCACAUAGAGGUCAUUGAGAAAGCUUAUGCACAAUUUUCUCAAGAUAACCUUUAUGCUACAAUACAAGCAGAGAAGGAGGAAGAAGAAGUCAAUCAUGAGGAUGUCGUGGAGCAUACAGAAAUUGUCACGAAAAGCUCCCAUGAUGAUCAUGAUCAGAAAUAUCUUGUUGUAGCCGGCCAUACCUUUCCACAUCCCACACCGAGCGCUGAAAAGGAGGGCAUGAAUGAGGAGAUGCAAGCUGAUACUAUUGAAAAGAUUGAAUGGCGACUUGCUCUCCAAUCCGUGCUAGAAGAAGAAGAGCGAGAAAGGAUGAGGAAGGAAGUUGUGGAGGAUGACGGAAGUGAAUUAGAGAAAGUUCUUGAUCUUUUCCCAGGGGAGGAAUCAAAUUCUGAGGAAGGAAGGGGGGCUGAAGAAGCGAGUGGUGUCCAGGCUGAGGAUGAAGUUGAGGUGGAAGACGCUUGCACCGACCAUGAUUUACAUGUGAUAUCUCCACCAAACUUCGAGGAGCUGUUUGGCAAGGACCCAUUUGCAGUGUCUCUUUGCCAGACCAAGGGCACAUCAACAUCAGUCCCUCUUGGUGGACGCGAUGGUGGUCGGUCGAUGCUGUCAUAUCUGGUUUGGGGCAAUGAGACGAGUGGGGAAGAAAAGAAGAGGUCUCGCGGGUGGAGACUUCAUAUUCAUCAAGUACACGAGCCUACAUCACCUGCUUGUGACUUGAGACUCCACAUCAUCAACGAGAACCUCAACUUCAAGGAGGUUCUAGCAUGACCGAAACUUAGGAGCCACCGUCCGGCUCACAACGGUAAAGAAGCGCUUGUGGGGAGGCAACCCCACCAAGGUUUGUUUUUCUUUCGUUUGUUUUUCGGUUUGUCCACUUGGAACUAUGGUUUCAAUCACCCAGUGUGUUUUGAUGACUCUAGCCCUACUGACUGGUCCCAUUUCCAGUCCCCCGACAGUCCGUAUUCCCGGUAACAUCAUUUCCCCUUAUCUUUCCCUCUGCUCCACUGAGGGCAAUGUCGUGCUUAAGUGUGUGUGUGUGUGUGGGGGGGGGGGGGUGUUUAUCUAUUUUUGACUGCUAGAUGAGUUUGUGUGCUUGGAGCUGAUAAUUGUCGAAAACAUAUUGAUUCUGCGUGCUUAAUGUGAUUAUUUCAUUUGAGACAUAUAAUGCUUGUUCGAAGCCUAAUUUACUAUGGAAUGGUUGCAAAACCAUUACCAUCAAGUGCCAAAUAUUUUAUAUAUUUCAGGUAAAUGAAACGAGAAAUUUGCA
Linum trigynum is the source of this 2530-nucleotide messenger RNA. Lineage: Eukaryota; Viridiplantae; Streptophyta; Magnoliopsida; Malpighiales; Linaceae. The record is from the annotation of a GenBank genome assembly.